This is a messenger RNA of Coffea eugenioides, 1240 nucleotides long. Its product is annotated as vesicle-associated membrane protein 714. The transcript has 4 exons. The record is from RefSeq and is a predicted model, not a curated record. Gene Ontology annotation, biological process: vesicle-mediated transport. Gene Ontology annotation, cellular component: membrane. Lineage: Eukaryota; Viridiplantae; Streptophyta; Magnoliopsida; Gentianales; Rubiaceae. The coding region runs from base 290 to 955 and encodes 221 amino acids.
UUUUUUUUUCUUUGUGAGGAACGUAUCAAGUGAAUUCCAAAAAUAAUAAAUUAUUGGAUGUAGUAGAAAUAGAACACUGACUAGCCCGUGGAGGCGUGGACUUACAGCAGCCGGUGGACACCAUCCCCCGAUCUUCACUGUCCCAACUAACUUCCUCAAACCCAAAUUCAAAACCCUAAUCAAACCUCAAUUUCCAUGUAUAUGUAUGUAAAUUAUACCAUAUAGAUACAUAUACUUAAGUUUACAUAUACGUUUAUUGAGUAGUAGGUAACGAGGACGGGCUACUUUGAUGGCGAUAGUCUAUGCGGUGGUGGCUCGGGGGACUACCGUGCUCGCGGAGUUCAGCGCUGUCACGGGGAACGCCGGAGCAGUUGUGCGGCGGAUAUUGGAGAAGCUGCCGUUGGAGGCCGAGUCGAGACUCUGCUUCUCUCAGGAUCGAUAUAUUUUCCAUAUUCUCAAAUCUGAUGGCCUGACUUUUCUCUGUAUGGCUAAUGAUACCUUCGGAAGAAGGAUACCAUUCUCAUACUUAGAGGAUAUACAUAUGAGAUUCAUGAAGAACUAUGGCAAAGUGGCACCUUAUGCACCUGCUUAUGCUAUGAAUGAUGAAUUCUCAAGAGUCUUGCAUCAACAAAUGGAGUUUUUCUCAAGUAAUCCUAGUGCUGAUACCCUCCACCGUGUUAGGGGUGAAGUUAGUGAGAUACGCACAAUAAUGGUGGAUAACAUUGAGAAGAUACUUGAAAGAGGUGACCGCAUUGAACUUCUUGUUGAUAAAACAGCAACAAUGCAAGAUAGUGCAUUUCACUUCAGGAAACAGUCAAAGCGUCUUCGUCGAGCUCUUUGGAUGAAGAAUGCCAAACUCCUGGCUUUGUUGACGUGCUUGAUCGUAAUACUGCUGUACAUAAUAAUUGCUGCUGCUUGUGGUGGCAUUACCCUACCGUCCUGCCGGAAACGGUGAUUUCUUGGAUCAGGGAUGCUAUAGAUGAUUCUGGGAUGAUGAUUCUCAAUACUAUAUAUCGUUGGAUUCUCCUUCCUCUAGCCCGUGUUAAUCACUUCCAACUGCUCCUCGUUGUCCCAGAGCUGUGUGGAAAUAGAACAAUAUCAAGAACCAUGGUCAUCUUCUUUUUUCUUUUUCUUUUUUUGUAUAUUAUAAAUGCUAGAAUUUUUGGGCCUCCUGGUUCUCGUAAAAUGUUAAUUGUAGUUCCUUGUAAAACACCCCUUUCUUUUCUUUUUUUUUCCUUUA